Sturnus vulgaris (Common starling) is the source of this 477-nucleotide messenger RNA. RefSeq lists its product as uncharacterized. Gene Ontology annotation, molecular function: structural constituent of cytoskeleton. Gene Ontology annotation, cellular component: intermediate filament. NCBI's taxonomy places the organism in Eukaryota, Metazoa, Chordata, Aves, Passeriformes, Sturnidae. The record is from RefSeq and is a predicted model, not a curated record.
AUGUCGUACUCCAGCGAGCCCUGCGGCGUGAGCUGCCCGCAGCCCGUGGCCCAGAGCACCAACGAGCCGUGUGUGCAGCAGUGCCCCGAGUCCCGAGCGCUGAUCCUGCCCCCGCCCGUGGUGGUGACCAUCCCGGGGCCCGUGCUCAGCACCUGCCCCCAGGAGAGCGUCGUGGGAUCGUCGGGGCCAGCGUGGCUGGGGCGUUCCUUCAGUUCCCGCAGCUCCCAGGGCUACGGGGGCAACUUUGGCCUGGGGGGUUCAGGGGGCUCCUUGGCCUUGGAGGGCUCCUCUGGCUCUGGGGGCUCCUUUGGGUCUGGAGGUUAUGGGGACUCCCAGGGCUAUGGGGGCUCCUUUGGGUCUGGAGGUUAUGGGGGCUCCCAGGGCUAUGGGGGCUCCUUUGGGUCUGGAGUGUUUGCACCAGACUCCCACAUUUCCCACAGCUUUCAUGAAGAGCAAUUUGGGACAGAAACGAGGUAA